Molecule: messenger RNA, 762 nt
Organism: Dracunculus medinensis (Guinea worm)
Lineage: Eukaryota; Metazoa; Nematoda; Chromadorea; Rhabditida; Dracunculidae
Source: the annotation of a GenBank genome assembly
AUGCCCGGAUUGGAUACUUAUCGAAUGUACCACGGGGCUGAGAAUAAUGAGAAAAAUAUCGAUGGUAAUUUCUUGUCAUCUACGGAAAGAAAUGAGAACAGUAAUUCUAUGGAACGCCAGUUGACUGUGUCAGAUAUCAAUCGGCUAAUCGAUCGGAAAAUUGAACAAAUUUUUCACCCCGAUUCAUCGUUGGUUAAAAAUAUCGCAAAAAAGGUGGAUGAAAUACUGAAAUCAUUGUUAUUCAAAAAAGAUUUUGACGAAAAUAAAAGGGUCGAUUUUUCUCUUGACUCACCGCAGGAUGAAAUUACAAGCAAGCGCAUUGGCUUAGAUCAGCUGAUAGAACAAAAAAUUUUGAGUUUUAUGAAACUGGAUUCAAAGAGGAUUUUGGAUCAAACAACAGCAACAACUACUUCAUCCGUGAUGAAAUCGGGAAAUUGCAAAACCAUUCGAGAAGUAUUUCGACCUGAAGGCCGAUCAUUACUUGUUAGGGCAAUGAAAGAUGCUGCUGAAGACUGGAAUAUAGCGUUAAGUUCGAGUUUUACAAUACUAGCAGAUCGGAUUCAAGCUCUUAUCAAUGAAAGCAAUGAUUUUCGAAGACAUUUGUAUGAUGCGAAAUAUUUGCUAGAAGGUUUUAUGGGCAAGAAUUCUAUACGAAAUGAAAAAGUUCGGCCAAUUAAUAUUAAAGAUUGGGGUACCAUUUCAGAUUUAUUACGAUGUGCAAAUAAUAAGGAAUACCAAUUUAUCGAAUUAGUUGAAGACUGA